AUGCAUAUACCAGGAAGCUACGAGGACGAUCUCGGAGUCACAGAGAAUGUACCUCUUCAAAUUGAGCACGAGCUUCAGCUUUCUCUGGCUGACCUAGAGCGCGCCGGGGGAUUCACCGGUUGGAUCGCCAGAUACAUGCUCUUGGCUGGAGACUGGAUCGAUAGAGAACUUGAAGAGAGACGCCAGGCAAUCGGGGGAAUUGACAACAUGUGGCUCCUUUUGUCAGAGGCUGCGGAUUUCAACCCGGUAUGCGCAUGUACGUACACACUUCGCGAUAAGCUCUCUCUUGAGCAACUGUACCAUUCUGCAGAGCGACAGGCAGAGAAAUUCCCAAAGUAUAGACAGCGAGUCACGUCAGUUGGGCGUAGAUUUCAUGGCGCUCGAUUCGAAAAUGAUCCAGACUUUGAUAUGAGCAAGCACAUCCAUGCCGUGACUUUGCCCGAACCGGCCGGCAAGCGAGAGCUUGACGACUUGAUGGGCAAAUUCAUUGCACAAGAUUGGGAUUUGCGUCGGCCACUAUGGGAAAUGGUCCUGGUCGAGAACUAUCACGAUGAGAACGGUAGCGAAUGCGCCGUCAUUACACGAGGGCACCACUCGCUGGCCGAUGGCCAAGGCUUCGUCAUAAGUCAACUCUUCAUUACUUCGUAUCACGACAUUCUGGUAGAGGCUAUGAACUCAACUGCCGAGAAGAUACACGCCGUCAAGCGUGGACGACUGCCCCCCUCCAAGAUCCACCGUGCUCUGCGUUUCCUCGACCCACUCUGCGAAAACGAAUUUACCGCUCCAAUUCUCCAUUUAUCCCUGGCAUCUGCCUUCUGGUUUGCGCUCAUCGUGUCUACAUGCGUGAGCUUUCUCUGGAGCAUAUAUCCCGCCAUACGCCAAGCGACACUUUUUCUUAUCACGUUCUGGCGCGUCGAAAUGCUCACGGGCCCUCAACUCGGACCUCGUGUUACACAGCGCGAAUUCUCGAGCUCUCGUGCAUUUAGCAUCGAUGAUGUCAAGUUGUGCCAGCAAGCAUUCUCGGGUCCCAGGCCGGGCAGUUCGGUUAAAGGAGUGCCAAAGGAGAAACGCGACGACGUCAAGCAUAAAGCCGGACAUGUGACACUAAACGAUGUUGUCUGCGCUGUUAUGGCGGACGUGCUCGGUGCUGAACUCGCUGUCAAGCCUAGACUCGAUGAUCCUUGGGAGGGCACUAAACAAUGGCUGCAAGAUGCUUUACCAUCACCUAUUGGAUUUUUUAUUCCCAUGAGCAUUCGUUCCCCGGGCGACUGGUCAAUGCGUAAUCUAUCCACCGGCGCCCUUGUCUACCUAAAUCCGACCAAGGACGCGUCCGUAGAUCCGUCCGUGCAUGAAAUGCACAAACACAUACACGAGUGUCGUGCGGAGCUAUCGCUUUUGAAGCACAGCCUCCUUCCAAAGAUAUCAUUUUACAUCGUGCAAUUGACGGGACAAGCACCCGUGCUGUUGCGCAUAUCCUUGCUGGCGAACCCCACUCGUCGAGUCAAGGAUUGGAUUACCAGGCACAUCAGCAAGCCGCUGUAUGAUCUGGUCCUACAAUCCUGUACCGUUCCUGGGCCGAAGAAGCGGAUUACUCUCGAAGGCGCCGAAGUCCUUACCUGGACUGCUCUUCCGCCUCAAGCAGGCAAAGGUACGAUUGGUAUGGGCAUCAUCUCAUACGCCGGUGGCCUGUCAAUCGCGGUUGCAGCCGAUCUGGUGCCUUCGACACAGGGCGUCGCCCGAAGGAUAUGCGAUCGCUUCGAGGAACGCUUUGAGCUGUACGUUCGGAAGGCGAAGGAGGUAUUGAACCAUCUGGACUGA
Molecule: messenger RNA, 1818 nt
Organism: Postia placenta MAD-698-R-SB12
Lineage: Eukaryota; Fungi; Basidiomycota; Agaricomycetes; Polyporales; Adustoporiaceae
Exons: 9
Coding region: 1-1818 (605 amino acids)
Biological process (GO): triglyceride biosynthetic process
Cellular component (GO): plasma membrane
Molecular function (GO): diacylglycerol O-acyltransferase activity; long-chain-alcohol O-fatty-acyltransferase activity
Source: RefSeq, a predicted model, not a curated record